UCUCCGCGACGAGUGUGACUCACUGCCUCGUGAGUCCCAAGCCAGCACAGGCUUUGAAAGUUUGAAACCUUGUGGAGAAGGGAAGAAAGCUCAGACCCACCAACCCAACCAUGUCCGAUUCGAAGGUGGAGACGCUGUCGCGACUCGCUCAAUGGAGGAUCGAUAGCUUCGGACCCUCCUCUUACAAAAAGUCCGAACCUUUCAAGAUGGGCAUCUGGAACUGGCACUUAUCGGUGGAGAGGAAUCGCUAUCUGUACGUGCGCUUGUUCCCUGAGCUAUCGAGGAUUUCUAAAGAACAACCACCUCUCGCGCGAUUCGUUGUGCGCGUCUCUGUUGCUGGUACCGGUCGUAAACUAUUCACUUCUCAAGUAUAUGACAGAUUACUUCGGACAUGUGAUGACUUUGGUUGGUCCGUCGAUUGUGCCUUUCAUGGACGUUUCACUAUCGAUGUCGAGUUUCUGGAUCUGAAGAUCUGCCCAUUGAAUGGAGGCGAGCCCACUCCUCUAUGGCUCGGAGAUGGAAGUGGGUCAAUGCAAUCUGUGGCAACUCAAAGGACUCUCCAUUGCCUCUCACGAAUGCUUGAAGAAGCCAUCCACUCCGACAUCACCAUCAAUACAUCUGACGGCUCUUUGAGGGCCCACAAGGCCAUCUUAUCCACAAGCUCUCUAGUCUUCCAAAGCAUGUUCCAUCACAACCUAAAGGAGAAAGAGUCUUCCACGAUCUUCAUCGAAGACAUGUCCCUCGAGUCCUGCGCAGCCCUUUUGAGUUACUUGUAUGGAUGCAUAAAGCAAGAGGAUUUCUGGAAGCAUCGACUCGCUCUUCUUGGGGCAGCCAAUAAAUAUGGGAUUGCAGCUCUGAAAGACGCGUGCGAGGACAGCCUCUUGGAAGAUAUUAGUUCGAGCAAUGUCCUUGAGAGGCUCCAGGAGGCUUGGCUGUAUCAGCUGGACAAGCUUAAGAAGGGGUGCUUGAUGUUCCUGUUCGACUUUGGGAAGGUAUAUGAUGUUAGAGAGGAGAUGAAUAACUUUUUCAGGCAGGCGGAUCGGGAAUUGAUGUUGGAGAUGUUUCAGGAGGUGCUUUCUGCAUGGAAACCCGCAUGAGGGUAUCGCAUAAAUUUUUACUGGUGCUACAUUCUUGCCCUAGAAAUUGUAUAUGCUGGUGUGGAUCGAAGUUAUGGUAUCGCAGGUAUCUAAAUGGCAACCGCGAAGAAAGGUCACUGAUGUGUCCGAGCCGCCUAGGGGUUGAUCCAAGACAGUACAUGUUUUACGCUUUUUUUAAGUGCUUAUUAUGGUAGUCAUAAUCUCGGUUAUCAACUGAGAAAUCUUGACAAUGUAAUCCAGUGGGAUUUAUAUGUGCAGUUCAGUAGUAUGGGUGUGUUCUUUCAUCACUUUGAUUCCCUCCCAUGGAGGCUUCAGGGUUGA
Molecule: messenger RNA, 1418 nt
Organism: Rhodamnia argentea
Lineage: Eukaryota; Viridiplantae; Streptophyta; Magnoliopsida; Myrtales; Myrtaceae
Product: BTB/POZ domain-containing protein At1g21780
Exons: 4
Coding region: 111-1097 (328 amino acids)
Molecular function (GO): protein binding
Source: RefSeq, a predicted model, not a curated record